AUGUUAAAAUUUAGAUCAUUAUUCAUAGAAGGUGGUGAAUUUGAUCUAAUUGUUGAUUGUGUUAAAGAUCUAUUAAACAUAGGACUGUCUGAUGCAAUAGUAGAACUUGAGAAAGGUGAUUGUAGAGGCAGAGAUGAUGAAGAUGAUGGAAAUCCGGAAGGAGGUCGGAAUGCAGAAGUUGACUGGAAUGCAGGAGCUGAUCGGAAUGCAGAAGUUGAUUUGUGUAUAGGACUUGAUUGGGAUAUGGGAGAUGUUGAAGAUAAAUAA
Entrophospora sp. SA101 is the source of this 267-nucleotide messenger RNA. The record is from the annotation of a GenBank genome assembly. Lineage: Eukaryota; Fungi; Glomeromycota; Glomeromycetes; Entrophosporales; Entrophosporaceae.